GCAGUGAUUCCAUCACCGUGUGAGACGUGCACCCACAUCCCAACACCAAGCCCUCCGCUGUGUCGCCUGCUUGCUAUAAAGCCCAUCCGACUCGCGUAGUUGGAUCCGCGACUUCAACUUGCCCAGCAUGGCGCCUCCACCGCACUCCAAGCCGGAGAACACACUUAAACGUGCCCAAGAACUCAUCGGAGUCGAGCAGCAGCAGGCUGCCCUCCAGCUGCUCCACGAACAUGUCACCUCGAAGCGCACCCGCAACAGCCCCAUCGCCUCGCUCGAGCCCGUCAUGAUCCUGUUCGUCGAACUCUGUGUCGACCUACGCAAGGGCAAGCUGGCCAAGGAUGGUCUGUACCAGUACAAGAACACGGCCCAGAACACAAACGUCGGCACUAUCGAGACUGUCUUCAAGCGCUUCAUCGAACUCGCCGAGCAGAAGGUUACAGAGGCCCAGGCCAAGGCAGACGAGGUCCAGUCCUCGCUUGAGCCCUCUGACGACAAGAACGUCGACGACCUGGAGGCUACCGAGACGCCCGAGUCCAUCCUCCUCUCCACCGUCUCCGGCGAGCAAUCGCGCGACCGCACCGACCGUGCCAUCGUCACGCCAUGGCUCAAGUUCCUGUGGGAGACAUACCGCACUGUCCUGGACAUCUUCAAGAACAACGCCCGUCUGGAGCUCAUGUACCAGUCGACCGCCCACCAGGCCUUCCAGUUCUGCUCCAAGUAUGCCCGCAAGACCGAGUUCCGCCGUCUCUGCGAGCUGCUCCGCAACCACUUGCAGAACGCCGCCAAGUUCUCUUCCCAAAUGCACGCCAUCAACCUGUCCGACCCCGAUACCCUACAGCGCCACCUCGACACCCGCUUCCAGCAGCUGAACGUGGCCGUGGAACUCGAGUUGUGGCAGGAGGCCUUCCGCAGUGUUGAGGACAUCCACACCCUGCUCUCCUUGAGCAAGCGCCCAGCCAAGAACAUCAUGAUGGCCAACUACUUCGAGAAGCUCACCCGCAUCUUCUUGGUCAGCGAGAACUACCUCUUCCACGCCGCCGCAUACAGCCGGUACUACAACCUCCUCCGCCAGUCCGCAGCGGCCGUCGCAUCGGGUCAGAGCCCCAAGAAGGACAACCCCGCUGUCACCGAAGCCGACAUGACCAAGGCUGCGUCGUUUGUCCUCCUCUCCGCUCUUGCCAUCCCAGUCAUCAGCACUUCCCGCUCCCGCGGUGCCCUUGUCGACGUUGAUGAGGCGAGGAAGAACAAGAACUCGCGCCUUACCAACUUGCUCGGCAUGUCGCAGGCUCCUACUCGUGCUAUCCUCUUCAAGGAUGCUCUCAGCAAGGGUCUGCUCAAGCGUGCCCGCCCUGAGAUCCGCGAUCUUUACAACAUCCUUGAGGUCGAUUUCCAUCCUCUCUCCAUUUGCAAGAAGAUCUCCCCCAUCUUGUCUCAAAUUGGUGCUGAUGAGGGUAUGGAAAAGUACGUUGGCCCGCUCCAGCAGGUUAUCCUCACUCGCCUCUUCCAGCAGUUGUCCCAAGUCUACGACUCUGUUAAGAUCGAGUUUGUGCUCGGCCUUGCCCAGUUCCCUGAGCCUUUCCACGUCAGCGCAGGUACCAUUGAGAAGUUCAUCAUGAACGGCUGCAAGAAGGGCGAUCUCGCCAUCCGCACCGACCACGCCACUGGUGUGCUCACCUUCGACUCCGACGUUUUCUCAUCGGCCAAGGCUAUGCACCCUGGAUCGGGUGCUGGAUCCGCCGAGAUUGAGUCCCGCUCUGUGCAGCGUCUCCAGAGCACCCCGGCCGAGAUUGUACGAUCUCAGCUUACCCGUCUUGCCAAGUCGCUCUUCGUCACUUGCCAAUAUGUCGACCCUUCGUUCAACUCCGAACGCCAGCGUAACAAGGAGGCCGCUCUUGAGCGUGCCAAGGAAGGCGCCGAGAAGGAGCACCAGGAGAUUCUCACUCGCCGCGACAUCAUCUCGCAAAAGAAGGAGGCUGCUCUCAAGGCUCAACAGGCCAAGGAGAACGAGGAGCAGACCAAGAGACUCAUCCGCCAGCAGCAAAUCAAGGAUGAGGAGGCUCGCCGCCUGGCCGAAGAGCAGAAGCAACGUGCAGACCAGCGCAUCAAGGCUGAGCAGAAGCGCAUUCAGCGUGAGGAGAUGGAGAAGCAGAUCAAGGAGCUCAAGGCGACCACCAAGGUUGACAUUGAGCUUCCUGAGGACUUGGACGAUCUCGACUCGCAGAGGAUCCGUAUCUUGAAGCUUCAGGCUCUCGAGAGGGAGAAGAACCAACUCGGCGAACAACUCCGCAUUGCUGGCAAGCGCAUCGAUCAUUUGGAGCGAGCUUACCGCAAGGAGGAGAUCAAGCACCUCAAGACCGACUAUGAGAAGCAACAGGAAGAAGACCUCGCAGCGUACGAAAAGGCCAAGGCCGAGGAACUCAAGGAGUCCGAGGAGAGGCACAAGGCAGAUGUCGAGCUCAAGCAUCGUCUGUCAAGGCUGGUAUCUCCUUACCAGACUUUCGUCAAGACCGUCAAGGAACAGCGCAAGGCUGAGUUCGAGAAGCGCCAGAAGAUUGCACAGAAGGAACUUGAGAGCAAGAAGGCUGCUCGCGUUAAGGAGGUCAAGGAGCGUAUCGCCAGGGAGAAGAAGGAACGCGAGGAGGCCGAACGCCGCCAGCGUGAGGAGGAAGAGCGUGAGAGGGAAGAAGCCGAGGCCAAGGCCAAGGCUGCGGAGGAGAAGGCGGCCCAUAUUGCCGAAUUGAAGGCAAAGAGGGAGCAAGAACGAGCGGCCGCUGAUGAAGUAGCACGUCUCCAGCGUCAACGCGAGGAAGAGGCGUUGGCCAGGCGGAAGGCUGGUGCCGGUGCCCCCCGUGCUGUUCCAGACCGAACCUUCUCUCGCGAGCCAGCUGCGGAGCCUUCUUCGGCUCCUGGCCCACCAAAGAUCGCCCUUCCUGGCGGCAAGCCCAGCUGGCGUGAGCGUGAGGCCAUGAAGGCCGCUGGACAGGCUCCUCCCCCUGCCAGCACAUCACCAGCGCCUGCUCCUGCAGCCACCUCUCCCGCCCCCGAGGCCGAAGCUCCCAAGAGGAGUGGAUACGUCCCGCCAGCUCUCCGCCAAGGAGGUGCUCCUGGAGGUGGAUGGCGCGAACGUGAGGCUAGCGGCAGCGGUCGGGCACCUCCUGCCCGUGCCGAGCGUCCCGAACGCACCGAAUCUCCUGCUACAGGCGGUCGCUACGAGGCUGCUCGUGGAGGAGACCGAUGGGGUUCAGACAGGAAGCCUGCAUCCCCCGCUAACGCCGGUGGCUAUGUUCCUCCUGGUGCUCGCGGCGGCGCACCACCUCGUGAGGGUGAGGGUGAACGACCUGCUGCGCAAGCACCAGCUGGUGGAAAGUACGUUCCUCGUCACUUGAGGGACAGGCAGUAGAGUUAGUACAUACGACACGAACGACCAGUACAGAAGAAGUAAAAAAGCAAGGCGUCCCGUUUCUUUUUCCUUUCCUUUCUCACUACGAUUGACGACAUGGUCAACGAUGGGGGGUUAUAUAGGAAGGGAAGAUAUGAUGGCAUAGGAAGCGGGGGGCGUUUUUGCUUGUUCUUCCUAUUUUCUUUCUUACCCUUUUUCCAGAGCUGGGCGGUAACGAAUAUGGACCUACAGUGUGUAGUCUUCAUGAAUGC
Alternaria alternata is the source of this 3651-nucleotide messenger RNA. Its product is annotated as eukaryotic translation initiation factor 3 110 kDa subunit. The transcript is spliced from 4 exons. The record is from RefSeq and is a predicted model, not a curated record. Gene Ontology annotation, molecular function: mRNA binding; translation initiation factor activity. NCBI's taxonomy places the organism in Eukaryota, Fungi, Ascomycota, Dothideomycetes, Pleosporales, Pleosporaceae. The coding region runs from base 128 to 3400 and encodes 1090 amino acids. Gene Ontology annotation, cellular component: multi-eIF complex; eukaryotic translation initiation factor 3 complex, eIF3e; eukaryotic translation initiation factor 3 complex, eIF3m. Gene Ontology annotation, biological process: translation reinitiation; formation of cytoplasmic translation initiation complex.